This is a messenger RNA of Pelagomonas calceolata, 4611 nucleotides long. NCBI's taxonomy places the organism in Eukaryota, Pelagophyceae, Pelagomonadales, Pelagomonadaceae. The record is from the annotation of a GenBank genome assembly.
CGGUAAGACACUAGCAAGCACGCAAGCCGCUCGGCGUUGUGCGCUACUGCACGCCGUGCAGCCGGGCAGGGGCUAGCCAAAGCCAACCCCGCGUGCCCACUGAUCGCCGGGCGCCAGGCGCAAGCGUCGGCGCGCGCGGGCAGCCCCAGGAGCCGUGCGCAGGGCUUCAGUAGUAAGGGCAGCCCCCACGCGAGGCCCAUGGACGCCGCCGUCGUGCCGAUGGAGCCCAACUUCCUGACGGAAGAAGAAGUGAGGGAGGCGGAGCUCGCACGCGUGCGGCAGCACGUCGCCGCUGGCUUACUAGGUGGCCCCGAGCAUCGCAACUUGGGACCGCCGGAAGUCCUCCGAGAAGUUUAUGAAGAGGAGUCGUCGGUCCAGUCGAAAUCUAUUAGAUCUGUGGACCGCAAGUCGAAUCCUGAAUACGCGCGAGCCAUGAUGUUAGAUAUAUUAAAUGAAAUGUCGUUCCCGCGGCCGGAGACGUUCGAGGAACGACGGGUUUUGAGGAAACUGCGGGCGCUCAAAUCGUUUGUGAGGGGUUCGUGCGGCGACGUGCCGGGCGCCACCGCCAAAGAUGUUCGGGAUAUUUUAGUUCUGGGCAAAUCCCAAAAACCAGCGAUCGCGGCGCUGACGGAGUUGUUGUCGAGACAAUAUGAGGCCGCGACGCGGUUCGCCGCCGUCGAGUUGAUCCAAGCUUUAGCUGUGCCCGACGUUCAUACUGAUGAUGGUUCGAGGUGGGACUCGAUCAUCGGCGACGGCUGGGCCGUGUCUUCGAACACGGAGCGGCAGAAAGUGCUGGGCUUCGCUCCUGGCUUGGUGGAAGGUCUCGUGAAGUGGCUCCAAUCGAGCUGCGUGCGGCACGAGUCGGCGGCCAACGAGCGCGAGGAAGCACCAACCUCGUUAUCUCCUGACAAAAAAAGAGGUAAAGAAUGGGAUAGAAGGGAGGUCGAAGUUUGUAGCUUAGUCCUGAUGACGCUGCGGAAUCUCUGUGUCAGCUCGGAGACGGCGCAGCGCCUCGGCGAGUGUCAAGCCAUACCACCACUGUUAACUUGCUUACGUUUUGGGCCUCUCGAACUCACCCAACCGGCAGUAGCUUGUUUAGUACCUAUCUCGAUCUGGCAUCCUCGACUCGUUGGGUUGCACGGCGGCGUGGCGCCGCUCGUCGGCAUGCUCCGGGUGCCGAAACUCCCACUAGCUAGAGCGGCAGCAAUACGCAUACUGGGCCAGGUCGCGCCGGAUAUCGAUGAUUGCACGGAGAUUGUCGACCAUGGGGGGUGUGACUUGCUGGCGGCGAUCGCGUUCGAUGGGAUUGGAGGAAGACGGAGGAAGCCGGGCCUACCCUCUACGGUCGCCCAUGCGCAGAUUGGGGCAUUGUGGACGUUGGCGCGCAUCGCAACUCAUAGUGAACAUGUCGACUGCCUGCGGGAUGAUCGAAUACGGAAAGCUAUCUUGAGAAGUCUGGAGCCGGAUUACAAUCCAGUCGGCACCGAAGCUGCGUUGAUGUUACUGAGAAAACUAGGAGAAUGCACGCCGUAUGACGACGGCGAUCCUUGGAGUUCGAAGCUAGCCCUCGACGCGGCACCCUUAGCGGCGGCCUGCGCGUCUCGGACGAGGCCGGAACCAGUCCGGGCCCAAGCCGCAUGCUGUUUCGAACAACUGUACGUGUCGGAUCACGCCCGCCACCGCUUGGUCUUCGGGCGAGACGUCCGGGACAUCGAGAUGUGUUCCGAGACGGACUUCGGCCCUACCGAUUAUUUAGAGGUAGUUUAUGGCAAAGAGUCCGCGGAGGCGUCGAAGGCGCUGACUCAGCGUCGUGAUUGAAGUUGAACUUGGCGUGGUCGCGUCGAUGGCGUCCCACGUCGCCGUGACGCCGUCGUCGUGAGUGUACGGGGGCAGCAUCGUUCUCCACGCAGGCGCGCGCCAUCAAAAAAGCUGCCGAUCUGGGCCAGUUGAGCGUGCUAGAUUCAUUGAAAGAAGAAGAGGAGGACGCGGAAGCCGAGAAAAUUGCCGAAGAGAAACGUCGAUUGCGGACCGCGCCGCCGCCGUCGACGCGCGUCCGCGUCUUUGAUCGAGACGAGUGCGAAGCUUUGAGAGAUGCGCCCGUCACGAAGGGCAAAGUUUCGCUCCUAGAAGCGGCCGGCGCGCCGCGGCUCAUCAAGAUCGACUCGGGACGGGUGUUCUGGGAAACUCGAGCGAAGUCGACAGGUUAUGUUGCCAAAUGCACGCAACACAACGACUACGAGGAGGAAUAUACAGCGAUGCGGGCGAAUCCGAGAUUGAUGGAGGCCAUGCGCAUGGAAGCGCGGGCCAACAAGUCCCUCUUCUCGCGCUACAAGGACCCCUGUGUCAGAAAGAACCUGAGAGACGGCCUCCCCGAAGGUACCGUGGAUGUCCCCGAGGCCUAUGACGAGGUAGAAUGCAGCGACAUCCUGGAAUGUCGCCGCGUCACUUUGCCAGAGAUCGAGCGGCACGGCGUGCCCGAGACGGCCGACUGCGACCCCGCGGGCUUCUUCCUCAUACGGACGGCGACAGAAUCGAUAUUGAUGGAAUGCAUUCCGGAUAGACCGGCGUUUGGCCUUCCACCCUCCACAAAAGCUGACAAAGACGCUCUAGCUCGAGACGUGGGGCGGGACUGGAUCCUGCGGCUGCUCGGGCUGCUCGAGGACCAUUUUGAGGCCCUCGGGAAGUCGUUUGAUUUGAAGGACUUCGACAAGGACGCCUGGGACAUGCGCGAGGCGCGGCGGAAGGAGCAUGAGAGCGGCAAGAAGCGACGAGGGUCGUUAUCAUCAAUAAAAGACGACCCGAACGAGAUGAACCCGCGGCGCUGGGAGGCCCUCGUCGAGCGCGCUUGUGGGGGCCACGACGACGACAUGCUCCACGAGAUGGCCCUGGCCGAGCAGAAGGGCCUCGCCAAACCGUCGCCGUACCGGAAUGCUCCCACACGUAGAAGGAAGCAUCCUGAUGUGUUGAAAGAACUGUGGUCGAUGGCCCUGCACCCUACUUCUGUCUCGUUAGUUCAGAGAGGUUGUCUUGCCUUACUAUCGUUAUGUUCCGAACCAGGCGUCAACGCGCACGUCAGAGAGCACUGGAAGAGGGAACUUAAUGCAUUGCCGGAGAGCAUGUCCGCGGGCGUCGCGAGUCGGUCGAAGGUCCUCGUGACGAAGAAGUUGGAGCUCCUCGUGCUGUUGAACCAGCUGGAAAUUGUCGAAAGAAAUGUGUGGCGCGUCGCACGACCACUACGCCUGAAAUUUCAGUCGAUAAUAUUGAACUGGCGCAAGCACCUGGGCUACUCGGCGCUGUCGUCGGCCACCGCCGGCUUCGACAAGGAAACGUUGCUCAAGUUACAAGAGCUCUUCGCGGAACUUGAUGCCGACGGUUCCGGUUACUUAGAUGCCGAAGAGCUAGGUGUAUUGUUCAAGAACAUGCGCAUGCCCAUGGGCCAGCGGGAGCUCGACGACAUUGUGGAUGAAAUUGACGUCGACGGGAACGGUGUGUAGCGGCGUCCCGCCGGGCCUUCGAGACCGGCGUCGGUCUCUACGCCAUCGGCGCGAGGCAGCAACGCGUCGACGGCGUCAACGGAGCGCGCCAUACAACUUGAAGUAAAUUCGAGGCCGCUGAGUCACUCAUCACACACGCGCGUCUCGCUAUCUCGGCACCGCGGCCAUGUUUCUGGCCCAAACUCGGCCACGGCCUCCGAGCGAUACCCUCGACCGUAUCCAGAGAGCCGUACCUCGCUCCGACCACGACACACCAAAAAUUGAAGCACGAGUUGAACUUUGAUCUACGCAGGUGAAAUCGACUUCGAGGAGUUUUUACUGGUCAUUAAGAACAUGCAGAACCCCGGCGCGGUGCAGUCGAAGCUCGGCGUCGCCGUCCAGAAGGGCGUCAAGAAGGGCGUCUUCCAGACGACGAUGAAAGGUGGUGCUAAAGCUUUAUUUGAGGGCGUCGCGGGCGCCGCGAAGGAAAUACCGGGAGCGAGGAGGCAGAACCUGCGCCAUGCCGUCGACGAUAACAGAAGGGAGAAGCUGCGCGAGGAGAUCAAGGAAAUUGAUAAAGAUGUCCUCAAGUAUCAAAAAGUGGAUCCCAAGAGACGCAUGAGAAGAGCUCACUUAAAUGCGUCCUGGGCCGCGGCCUGCCGCCAGGCCUUCGAGCUCGCCAAGGACUGGGGCGACGGCGUCUGCGCGACGGAACCCCUCUUGCAGACGCUUGUCGCCAAUCCGGAACUCGUCGAGAAGCUCGGCUUUUGCACGAAGCCCAAGGGCUGGGCCCAAGAUGCUGCUUUGUACAAGCAGUACCAGUCGAUGCUGGACAUCGCGGCUUCCUAUGGUACGUUGUCGCGAGCGGCGACGGACGCGGGUUUAGCUUUUGACGACAACGACGAAGGUACCAUACAAAGCGGUGAGUUCGACGACCAGGAUUGGUCCUACCGAGAAUUCGAGGAGGCCGUCGUGCGGUUGGUGCGGGCGUGUCGCGGGGAGGUGGCCCGCGAGCAGGCGGAGCGAGAAAGGUAUGCCGCCAAUGCUGAAAGAGUUUCGAAGAAAAAAGUCAAGCCGAAGAGAGGCAUGUUCGGCGCGCUCGUCGCGCGGGGGGUGGACUAAGCCGUUGUUGUGACUA